AUGUAUCACUUACAGCACCGUUGUAUAUUAAAACCCGAAGCCAUCCAGACACCGGGCGUACCUAAAAUCCGUCUAAACAACGGUUACGAGAUCCCGGUGUUGGGGUUCGGCACGUGGCAGUCCGAGGGCCAAAAGCUCAUCGACGCCAUUAAGGACGGCCUACGCCAGGGUUUCCGACACAUCGACACCUCCUGGUUCUUCCACAACGAGCGUGAGAUCGCUCAGGCAUUAGGGGAGGCCUACGCGGAAGGGCUGGUCACUCGGGAGGACAUAUUCCUGGUGUAUAAGGUGUGGCCCAAGAACUCCAACUUUAAGAGGACUCAGAAUGUCAUCAAAAACGCCUUAAAAGAGUUGAACACAACUUAUUUGGAUUUCGUGUCCAUUCAUUGGCCGCUCAAGAAUAAUACGGAUAUCUAUCGAGCCCUGGAGUGGGCCUACGAUGAGGGUAUGGCCCGUGCGAUAGGUGUGUCCAACUUCAAGCCGAGUGAGAUUCAGGAGCUCAUGACUACGACGAGGAUUAAGCCGUCAAUAAAUCACAUACGUAUACAUCCGGGCCUUAAUCAGGACGAGACAGUGGACUGGUGUCUGGGCAAUGGGAUAGCUGUGGGCGGUUGGUCUCCACUGGGCACCGGGUCGCUGGUGAAGGACCCGACACUUGUGGGUAUAGGCGAGAGGUAUAAUAAGAGUGCGGCUCAGGUGAUGAUCCGGUGGCAGAUCCAGAGGGGACUGAUAGUCAUACCUAAGAGUACUAAACUUCAGAGGAUUGUCGAGAACUUCAAUCUCAUCGACGCCAUUAAGGACGGCCUACGCCAGGGUUUCCGACACAUCGACACCUCCUGGUUCUUCCACAACGAGCGUGAGAUCGCUCAGGCAUUAGGGGAGGCCUACGCGGAAGGGCUGGUCACUCGGGAGGACAUAUUCCUGGUGUAUAAGGUGUGGCCCAAGAACUCCAACUUUAAGAGGACUCAGAAUGUCAUCAAAAACGCCUUAAAAGAGUUGAACACAACUUAUUUGGAUUUCGUGUCCAUUCAUUGGCCGCUCAAGAAUAAUACGGAUAUCUAUCGAGCCCUGGAGUGGGCCUACGAUGAGGGUAUGGCCCGUGCGAUAGGUGUGUCCAACUUCAAGCCGAGUGAGAUUCAGGAGCUCAUGACUACGACGAGGAUUAAGCCGUCAAUAAAUCACAUACGUAUACAUCCGGGCCUUAAUCAGGACGAGACAGUGGACUGGUGUCUGGGCAAUGGGAUAGCUGUGGGCGGUUGGUCUCCACUGGGCACCGGGUCGCUGGUGAAGGACCCGACACUUGUGGGUAUAGGCGAGAGGUAUAAUAAGAGUGCGGCUCAGGUGAUGAUCCGGUGGCAGAUCCAGAGGGGACUGAUAGUCAUACCUAAGAGUACUAAACUUCAGAGGAUUGUCGAGAACUUCAAUGUGUUUGACUUCGAGCUCCGGGAGGAGGAUAUGAAGGCUAUCCACGAUAUGCCACAGAUUACGCUCAUUGACUUCUGGGGAUAA
Molecule: messenger RNA, 1509 nt
Organism: Oppiella nova
Lineage: Eukaryota; Metazoa; Arthropoda; Arachnida; Sarcoptiformes; Oppiidae
Source: the annotation of a GenBank genome assembly